AACCUGCUUUUAUCUCGAUGAGCCAUCCGCCUCCCCAAAAUAAAAGCUCGUGACAAAAUCUUUUCAAACAGUUUGUGAAAUAUUUUACAAGUAACUUCAAUUUUUCUAAGCUAAUCUUUCGAUUGUCUUAUUUAUGAGACAUUCAAUUUGUAAGUGGAAGUGAAUAUUGCCAACAAAAACUCUAGCAUUGUGGGUUACUUGCAAAACAAACAUCACCCAAUUUUGGUGACAAAGAAAUUUUUCCUUCGCCAGUAAAUUCAACAGAUUCCCCCGGAUAUUGAAUUUCGAGCCCAUCCUGGUCAGUUUCCUGAUUAUAAUUAGCGACAGGACACACAUCACAGAGAUAGGUGUCUUAGGGUAAAAAAAAAUCUAUUGUGACAAUGCCCCGACUGUUCGAAGACGAUGAGGUCCGAAGGCCGAUCUUGCAGGACACCGAUAGUGAGGAUCCGCCAGGUGAUUCGCGUGAACGAAUCUCGCGACAAAGCGACGAUGAUGAGCUGAAUCAACGAUCGGCAGGAUGUGGUUCAAGUGCCUGCUGUAAUCCCAAGUCCAGCUUACACCGGUUCAUUGCGCUGAUCCUGAUGUGUCUCGUCGGCUUCGGAUCCUACUUUUGCUACGAUAACCCCGGUGCGUUGCAGGACAAGUUUAAGUCUGAUCUGGACCUUUCAACGACUCAAUUCGUGUGGCUCUACUCAAUCUACUCAUGGCCAAAUGUAAUCCUGUGCUUCAUCGGUGGUUUCCUGAUCGAUCGGGUUUUUGGCAUACGGCUCGGCACAAUCAUUUACAUGUUCAUUCUACUCAUCGGCCAGCUGAUCUUUGCCACUGGCGGCUUGCUGAAAUCGUUUUGGCUCAUGAUUCUCGGUCGAUUUCUGUUUGGGAUCGGCGCUGAAUCGUUGGCCGUGGCGCAGAACAACUAUGCCGUCCUAUGGUUCAAGGGCAAGGAACUGAACAUGGUCUUCGGACUUCAGUUGUCCUUUGCCCGUGUCGGAAGCACGGUAAAUUUUCUGGUUAUGGUUCCUGUCUACAACUAUGUGAGUAGUUUGGGCUACAAAGGUGCCCUCUGUACCGGGGCCGUACUCCUGCUGGCCACCCUUACCUGUGUGAUGUCGAUGAUGUGUGCUUUGGUAUUGGGCUGGAUGGACAAGAGAGCGGCCAGAAUCCUGCGACGCAACGAUAACCCACCGAAUGGCGAAGUAGCCAAACUUUCCGAUAUCGGUACCUUCAAGAUAAGCUUCUGGAUGGUAACUGUAAUUUGUGUCGCUUAUUAUGUAGCCAUCUUCCCUUUCAUAGCACUGGGAAAGGUGUUUUUCAUGCGAAAGUUUGACUUCACGCCGGAGGAUGCCAAUACCGUGAAUUCGAUUGUGUACAUUGUAGCCGGCGUGGCCAGUCCUUUGUUUGGGUUAAUUGUCGAUCGUACUGGCCGGAAUGUGCUGUGGGUGUUCAUUUCGAUUGUGGUCACCAUUUUUGCGCAUGGUCUAUUGGCUUUCAGUUUCUACAAUCCUUACAUCGCAAUGAUAACGAUGGGUAUGGCAUACUCCAUGCUGGCUAGCAGCUUAUGGCCAUUGGUGGCUUUGAUAGUACCGGAAUAUCAGCUGGGAACUGCUUAUGGAAUCUGUCAAUCUGUACAAAAUCUGGGACUAGCUGUGAUCUCCAUGAUUUCCGGGCUCAUCGUCGAUAAAGGAGGAUAUUUCAUGCUGGAAAUUUUCUUCAUUGGUUGGCUUGUUGUUUCCCUACUGGCCACGAUUGUAAUUUGGUUAUACGACGCAAACAACGACGGUCUUUUAAACAUGUCAACUAAGGAUCGUCUUGCGCAAACUUAUAAAAACUUAUCCGAUUCGGCCAACAAUGAACCAUCGAUCCAGCCCGUGGCACCGGAUGGUUCCCUGAACAGCGAUACCGAUCAUGAGCACCAGCAGCAGCCACCCCAACAACAAUUGGCCGGCCAACAACCGGAAGUCAUUCGGAACCGUUAUCUGAACCGAGUGCUUGACAACCGAAGUGACUCGGAACCACUGAUUGAGUAAGCAGCAGAGCACGAGCAAUGAUCUGUCCACUACUACUGCUCAGGAACUGUCCUUGUAAGAUUGUACGUUAUAAUCGGGUUUUGAUAUGAGAUGGUUCUAGCCCAUAUUUCAAGAUGUGAUUUGUUUAAUCUGUGUUUCCCAUAACUUGUUAAUUGCAAAGUUUUGUGUUCAUCGUGUACAUAAUGUUUUAUUUCUUUGAUGGGAUACACUUAGCACAAUUUUAAUUCUGAAUAGAAAAUUAACAACUGUUUGUAACUAGCCAACAAAAUUUUUUAAGCAAAAAGACAAAAAACGGAAAAUUAUGUAGAUCCUGAAAUAGCUUGUCUAUCAGGCGUUUAUUCUCGGAUCACAAGUGAUUUAUCUAAAAAUUUUGUUGAAAGUAAUCUUAACUUGUCAUGCAAUUAAGUCUUGGUUAGUAUUAGUAGGAUCUCGUAAACUAAAAUUUAUUGAACACGUUAGAGCAUUUACUAUACGAGAAGCAUUCCUGAUACAAUAAAAAAAAUAUUAAAAGAGUAUAUUUAAACGUAUCUGACGAAAAAAUUAAAAUUGGAAUACAAAACAGCUAUCGUUGUCUAGCAUGUAUGUGUCUUAAUCAAAUUUUGAAACCAAACAGUGUAAAAGUGUGUGACAGUAUAAGAUAGAAGCUACUGAAGAAAACAAUCAAUUGGAAAAGUUCAAAAACUUUAGAAAAUAUAUAAGGAACAUAUCUCACCUAAAAAAGAAAGCAUAUAACAUAAUGUUAUAUAGGUAGCAGUAAAUCUAACAUACCGUAAAAAGACGCCUAUACUAACAUAUUACGAAAGCCCAUAGAAAAGAGUUUUGCCAAAUUUUUAUCAAUUACUUAUUGGAAAAAAUGUUAUUAAAAUAUUAAUUUUCUUUAUAUACUAGGUAGGAUUAGGGAGACGAUCCUAUUGUUACUCGAACCCUUAGUUGAUAAAGAUUAAAAAAUAAAUAAAUAAAAGAAUUGUGAGCUUUUUUGUAUUUUAUGAAUGUGA
Uranotaenia lowii is the source of this 3019-nucleotide messenger RNA. RefSeq names its product major facilitator superfamily domain-containing protein 1-like. Gene Ontology annotation, molecular function: transmembrane transporter activity. Bases 381 to 2024 code for a protein of 547 amino acids. Gene Ontology annotation, biological process: transmembrane transport. Gene Ontology annotation, cellular component: lysosome. The transcript has 7 exons. The record is from RefSeq and is a predicted model, not a curated record. Lineage: Eukaryota; Metazoa; Arthropoda; Insecta; Diptera; Culicidae.